AUGGUCCUCAGGGACGCCGCCUUAGGGGUCCGUCUUGGAGCUACUCUCCCUCUCCCUGACGUUACUUCGUCCAUGUCGUUCCCAAUUUCUUCCGCCCUAACGACUGUCUCUUCCCGCUCGACGUCUGCUUUGUCUCCUCCAAUCUCAGGGACCUCGCCUACUACAACAACUGACGUCAUCCCAUCAAAGCCUUCGCCACAUCCCUCACCGUUACCCGUCGAUUAUGAAUGGCCGCAAUGGACGACCGGCGCCUCCCCCCACCUGCCUUCCUCCUUGGACGAGUUUAACCGUCGCCGCCCUCUCAGAGUCAAACUUUCCGAGGCACAGUUCUUCAAGACUGACUUAGAGACCCAAGAUUCCUCUGGUUCCCCGUGGGUACGCAUGGGAUCCCCGAUAUACAACAUUGAUCGAGACUCUCACACCGCCAUAACCGCCUCGAUGAUCACCCGUCCAAAGUCCGUUCUCUCCCAGAGCAACGGUAGCGAUCCUCGCCCUCAUGAUCAUGGGAUCCUGUUCUACAAUUUUCCCGAUCUGACGAACCCUAUUGCUCGUUGCGGCAGUGAUGUGUGGGAGAAGGACAUGAAGACCGGCACCCAGGCCCAACCUUGGCACCACUCCUUCACCCGCAACAUGAUGCAAGUUGCACAAGUGGUCGAGAUCAAGCACUACCCCGAGGAUACCGUUGGGGGCAUGCGUGUCGUCGUUGUCAUCGCUUUCGAACAGCGUGCUCGUCCUUGGGUCAAUAACGCUACCGACUCCCACAUCCUUGGCGUUUGGUUGAUGCUCAAGGUUAUCAAGGUGAGGGUACCAGUGACACUCAUGGCCCGUAUCUGCAACUGGACGAUGAGCCAUUUCUGUGGCUCCGUCUGA
Molecule: messenger RNA, 870 nt
Organism: Linnemannia hyalina
Lineage: Eukaryota; Fungi; Mortierellomycota; Mortierellomycetes; Mortierellales; Mortierellaceae
Source: the annotation of a GenBank genome assembly